This is a messenger RNA of Alternaria burnsii, 1557 nucleotides long. RefSeq lists its product as uncharacterized. Gene Ontology annotation, biological process: ribosomal large subunit assembly; rRNA processing. NCBI's taxonomy places the organism in Eukaryota, Fungi, Ascomycota, Dothideomycetes, Pleosporales, Pleosporaceae. The record is from RefSeq and is a predicted model, not a curated record. Gene Ontology annotation, molecular function: exonuclease activity; nucleic acid binding. The transcript has a single exon. Gene Ontology annotation, cellular component: nucleus. Bases 1 to 1557 code for a protein of 518 amino acids.
AUGGCGAAAAAGAAGAGCAGCAACCGGACUCUUGAAGCAUUCCCAUGUUCAUCUUGCAAUCAGUCAUUCGCCAAAGCCACUGCUCUGACGGAUCAUUCUCGCUCCAAACACGACGCUUCUAUUACUGCCAGUGCCACUACUACUAGUGUAUCGACUACAAUCAGAAACAUAUUGGUACCUUGCACGGAGACUGGCUGCACCCAAACUUUUCCAGACCGUCGCGCACUUGGAUUGCACUUGGAAUCCCCUGCCCAUGCUCGCAAGAGGGGCACACCGUUACAAAACAUCAGUACAAACAGGCACGUGCCACCGUCUCCAGAUGGCUCAAGCAAGAUAUAUCCGAACACAUCCAAUACCCCAGGCACAAUUUUAGAAGAGGACGUCAAGUUAACAGCUCCUGUCGUAGUCGCUAAAACGUCAACGGCUUUGGACUCUCUUACUUCGAAGCUUGGGUCAUCCCUUCACAUAAGCGCACCUCAACAGUCCGUUAUCAGGGAAUCUCCUAGUGCGUCAGAAGCAUCCAAGCGGGGCAAAUUCGUUGAAGAGCCGGCUUUCGUUGAAUUCAUGCCACAGAAUCUAGCGGGCGGAAAAUCGAGAGCACCAACACGCAAAGCGAAGGCAACUGAAAAGUGGACGGUUAUCCCGGAGCAGCAACAGUACAAUGCACUUACCGCGCUCCGGUUACGCUGUCACCCGCCUGCAGUUCUCAAAGCCAACGGAUACACUUUAUAUACCGAUCGAAUCAACUUGAUAGGAAAAGAUGCGGUUCUCGCCCCUUUGAAGGCUUCUGCUUACCACUGGGGGAUCUCGAAACGCACCGCCAUCGCGCUAGAUUGCGAAAUGGUAGGCGUAGGCGAUAAGAACGAGUCGGAGGUAGCGCGCAUCUCAGCAAUUGACUAUCUCACAGGCGAGAUCCUCAUCAAUACUCUAGUUCAGCCGACGCAGUCCGUCACAGACUGGCGUACAAAAUUCAGUGGAAUCACCAAAGAAGCUAUGAGCACAGCCGUCUCCCUUGGAAAGGCAUUACAGGGUUGGCCGGAAGCACGCGCUGCAUUAUUCGAAUACAUUGACACUGAGACUGUCUUGAUCGGCCAAUCAUUGCACUUCGAUCUCAUCGCGUUGGGAAUUCAGCAUCAACGAGUUGUUGACUCAGCAAUAUUGACAUCUGAAGCCGUUGGACCUAAAGUUAGGAAAAGACGAGGCCUCAAGGAUCUAUGUGACCAGCUCCUCAAUAUCAAGGUACAGACCGAUAAGAAACUGGGACAUGACUCCGUGGAAGAUGCGUUCGCGGCACGAGAAAUGGUCUUGUGGUGUGUGAACCAUCCAGACGCACUGAGUCGAUGGGGAGGGAAGCAGCGGAACGAGCACUAUUCCCAAAGGAAGAGGAAGGGAAAACAGAAGACUACAGUUGACGUUGUAUCACGAAGGCAGCAUCCACCACAUUUAUGUUUUGGUUGUUAUACUAAUCAUGAAGACGAAAUGUUAAGAUGGUCCGAUGUUGCGGAAGAUCUUGGAUGGCCACAUCCAGACACAGGGUAUGAUCCUUGGUCAGAUUAA